GUCUUUGGCCGGUCACUCACUGUCAAUCCCAGUCUCGGUCCUUUUCUAUUCAAAAUUCGUUUUCGUUCAUUGAAUAUUGAGUAAUGGUUGUGAGCGCAGCAAGUGUUUUUUAUUUAUUUAGUGGAUAAUUGCAGGUCGCCAUGCACCGCUUGCGCGCGGAGCCGCCGGCGCCGGCGAACGCGCUGGCCGCGGAGAUGUUCGACCACCUCUGCGCCGCCGGCACCAUGAAGCAGAUCCUGGCGCUGCACCGCGAGAUCUGCAACACGCUCAACCUCAAGCCGAAUAGGCUGCCCGACUUCUAUCCGAUAUUGAAGGCGAAGCUGUCCUGCUCUUGGAAGGCGCAGGCGCUGUUCAAGAAGUUCGACGCCCGCGCCAACCACAAGGUGUAUGCCAAGGGGCGGGCCUGCGCCGGCACUCGCGUGCUGAUCAUCGGUGCCGGCCCGUGCGGGCUGCGAGCUGCUAUUGAGUGCCAGCUGCUCGGGGCCAAAGUCGUGGUGGUAGAGAAGCGCGACCGCAUGUCUCGCAACAACGUCCUGCAUCUGUGGCCGUUCGUCAUCCAGGACCUCCGGGCUCUCGGGGCCAAGAAGUUCCUCGGCAAGUUCUGUGCCGGCUCCAUCGACCACAUCAGCAUUAGGCAGCUGCAGUGCAUCUUGAUGAAGGUGUCUCUGCUGCUGGGCGUGGAAAUACACGAGGGAGUCAGCUUCGAGGAGCUGCUCGAGCCCACUGUCACAGAAAAUAAUGAAACGCUCGGCUGGCGAGCCCGCGUCCUACCCGCCGACCACCCGGUGAGCCAGUACCAGUUCGACACGCUGGUGGGGGCGGACGGGCGCCGCAACACACUCGCCGGCUUCAAGCGGAAGGAGUUCAGAGGGAAACUCGCCAUGGCCAUCACCGCCAACUUCAUCAAUAGGCACAGCGAGCAGGAGGCCUCGGUGCCAGAGAUCAGCGGCGUAGCGUUCAUAUUCAACCAGAAGUUCUUCAAGGACCUGUACGAGGAGACCGGCAUAGACCUGGAGAACAUCGUCUACUAUAAGGACGACACACAUUACUUCGUCAUGACGGCCAAGAAACACAGUCUGCUGGAUAAGGGUGUGCUUCUGAAGGACUUCUCCGACGUGUCCCGUCUCCUAGACGUGGACAAUGUGGACCGAGCAGCCCUCAUGCGCUACGCUCAAGAGGCGGCACGAUUCUCCACGGACGGCAGACUGCCGCUCAAGGACUUUGCACUCAAUCAUUACGGCGAGCCUGAUGUCGCGCUGUUUGACUUCACGUCCAUGUAUGCGGCGGAGAACGCUAGCUUGGUGAUCGAGCGCCACAACCACCGCAUUCUCUGCCAGUUAGUCGGCGACAGUCUCCUCGAGCCCUUCUGGCCGACCGGCUCGGGCUGUGCUCGAGGGUUCCUGUCAGCCCUGGACGCGGCGUGGGCUGUACGGGCGUGGGGGCAGUCGCCGCAGCCGCAUCCACUGCACGUCAUAGCCGAGAGAGAGUCCAUCUACAGGCUGCUGGCACAAACCACGCCAGAAAACUUGAACCGCGAUUUCGGAGGCUACACACUCGAGCCGGGCACCCGCUACCGCAACCUGAACCGGGGCGCCGUGACGCCGCACCGCGUCGCCGGCUUCUACGACAGCGACGAGCCGCAGCCUCUCGACGCACCCGACAAGCCCAGGAAGCGACGCCGAGAAGCCGAAGUCCCCGACGAAGUCCUGCUAACCUGGGUGGGCGCUCCGUCGCUGCGACAGGCGGCGGCUUCGGGCGCGCUGUCGGCGCUGCUGCGGCGCUACCGGCCAGACCUGCUGCCGCCCGGCAGCCAGCAGCCGCACGUGUACCACGCGCUGCAACACAACUUCGGCAUAGCCCCUCUCUCUUCGACGGGCUCGCUCCGGGAACCUUCAGAGGCGAAGGUGCGCGCGUACCUCACUCGCAUCUACCACGCGCUGAAGGGGGAGGUGCCGCACGUGCACCACGAGACCGAGCAUGUGUUCGAUCAGAUGAAGCAGAACAUUCAGAAGGAGAAGCACGCCCGGACCGCACCGGACCAGUCUCUCUACAUGUAUGCAACUGCCGUGGAGUCGGACAAAUCCCACUCGAGCUACAGGAAGAAGCGCCGCGGACAGAGGGCGCCACAAGUAAGUAACGAGACCGAGGAGUAUAUACGUAAAAAGAUCGGCAAACUACACCUUGAUGAGAUUUCACAGCUCGCCCGCCUCAUAGACGGCCAUGACGCCGUCGUAGACCUUCACGCUCACAAAGAGAAACAGAAAACAUUACAGAACGAAAUAUUAGCCUUGCUCGAUGAAGAUGAAGCGCCGAGUCCCAAAAUGAUCAGGGAAACUCUAGCUCAGCUCUUGAACGAGCCAACGACUCCGAAAAUCACACAACCGAAAGCAAAAAUUAGCCAACCAGAGCCAAAACCGCGGACCAAACGGCACGUCGAAGAACCCAAGCCACAAGAUUUACAGAAAUUCUUCGCCGAAACCAGCUCCGAACAGAAGCCGGUGAAACAGCAGCGCAAGCUGAAAGGCCUCGACUUGAGUUCUAUGAACUUCCCAGAUUUAUCCGACAUUUUAGACGACAUCGACGUCGAGCCGGCCGUGAAGCCCCAGAGGAAACUGAAGGGACUGGACUUUGACUCGAUGCGAUUCCCUGAUCUCUCCAACCUCUUGGACGAUGUGGAUUUAGACACGGCUGUAGUGCCUUCUCCUGAUAUUUCCAAGAAGAAGGAGUUUAAUCGAUCCGUCUCUACGGACUGCCGGAUAGCCCCGCCAGUAAUGAAAGUACCUUUUGGUCGAUCAAACUCCAUCGGUGCUCCCGAGUCAGUCGCGGGCGCCAGACGCGUCGCGGAAAUAUACGAGUCGAGCAAACGGAGACACUCGCAGAGCCCUAAACCUAAAUCCGUUCUCGGAGCCAGCACCUUCGAAAGGGCUCUAAAAUGGCAAGGAAUGUCCGAAGUGCAGGGCAGGACGCGUAUACCCGUGCCUCGAAUGAAGAGGGAUUCCUUUGGGAAUCUUGACAUGGGUGUGCGCAGACAGAAGGUCUCUGAGCUCAUUCAGGGAGCUAAACCACAACGCAGCACCAGCCCUGACUACGUGCCUCGACGACGGAACUCAGGAGAAGUGGCUUUCAAAGUGCAGCGGCAUUCGGACAUGAUGCAGAAACAUAAGACGAACGACAAGAAGAAGUCUGGAGGCAGAAGGAAAGCGGCUCGAGAGAUCAUGAAGCAACGCUUCGACAAGAGUCUCCAGAUGUUAGCGGCUGAGCCCCGUCUAGACUUCGCGUCGUCAGCUGAUCUGGAGAACGACUACGGGUUGCAACAGUACCGCGCCAGCGCCCCACACUUCGAUGAAAGAGUCAAGAAGCUGGAGAAACAACUGCAGCACUAUGAGGAGGGCCGCAUAGUGGCGGGCGGCGGGCGGAGCGCGGGCGGCGGCGGCGCGAGGGUGGCGCGGCUCGCCGCCGAACUGGCUGGCACCACGCAGCCUAGCCAGGCCAAGUCUACUAAGCCUAAGGACCUGCUCCGCUCGGUCGGCAAGAUAGAGCGAGAGGACUGGAACGUAAAGGAGAUCGAGCGCAAGAUCCUCGAGAACCGGCUCGGCCGGCCCGAGCCCAAGAACGCGGAGAAAGUGCCCAAGUGGGAUCGCGAGCAGUUCCUCGGUCGCCAGCGUCGUCUGAAGGAGGGCGACAACCAAGAGAAGUGGGGGCAGAUCGACGAGACGCUGCACAAGCUCGACCAGAAGCUCAGGGACUCGGGACGACCAGACCACGGCACUAAGAAGGUGGCAAACUUAGCUAAUAAGUUCGUGAAGCAAGUCGAAGAACCAGCCAAAGAAAAGAAAGAGAAGGAGAAAGAAAAAGAACGAGAAGAGACCAAGAAAACCUGGCACGGCAACGCGGCCUCAGGCCCGGCGUGCGCUGCCUGCGGCGCCCGAGUGUUCGCGGCCGAGGGCGUGACGGCGGACGGACGCCGCCUGCACCGCGCGUGCUUCCGCUGCGCGCUGUGCGCCGCCGCGCUGCGCCCCGGAAACUACACAAUGGAGCGCAACGGCACCCGCCUAGUCUGCUUACGACACAGUGGGGCGAACAUCCCAGACUCUGGGCCACCGAAGACCGGCGCGGCUGCCAUGACGCCCGAACGCAUCAGUCUGGAGGCUUCGGACCACUGUGCGAGGGAAAUAGACGAGGACGAGUGGACUGUGAGCAACUUUCUGGCGUCCGAGACUUCUGGCGCUGGCGGGCUUAGUGACGAAGACGAAUCAAGUUCCGACGAGUACACGGACGUGGAAGAGAGCUCGGCGGAAGCGGAAGCGGAGGCGGAGGCGGGGCCGGGCGCGCCGCGGCUGUCGCCCGUGUACCUGUCCGACGACUCGUUCGGCUACGACGACUACUCUGACGACGGCGGCUCCUCCUCCGGCGCAGAAUCCUGCUCCCGUCUCCGCGACGCUCUCGAAGCCAGACGGCGGGAGGUGCCAGCCGAGCCCCGAGCCCCGACCGACAGCAGCGAGGUGGAGUCAGACGACGACAGUUCAUCGAGCAGCAGCGAGGAGGACGUAUCAUCAGGCACGGGGGUGUCCACCGAUAGCGAGUUCGCUUGCGAGGAACCAGCUGAUAGCGCCCCCGCCCCCGCUAUCACCGUCACUGAAGCACCCCCAGUCCCCGCCCCCGGCCACGCCACGCCCCCAAUCCCCGCCCCCGCCACGCCCCCACCCCUUUGCCGAGCAAGAUCUGCCGGCGGGUUAGCAACCAAACGAGCGCUCGAACUCAAAAGAAAAUACCUCCUCGGAGAAGCGUCGCCGCCUGUGGUACGCCGCUCCGAUUCCACCUCGCAACUUGAUACGAAGUUGGAGACGUUCAGGUCCAAUAUAUCGGAGUUCCAGAAGAUGCUCAAUCCGGCCCCGCCCGCGCCUCAACCACGACCUGUUAUAGCCUUCACUCUAGCCGACCGCCCGCCCAUGCCCGAUAUCAUCAGCAAUCUCUGUGAGGAUGCACCAGUAGACUUGUUGACCAAGAUAUCUGAUGUGAACCACGAGCAAGAGCCACAAGAAACGGAGGAUGAGGAUGCGCAGUCGAGCUCGGCAGUGAAGGGCGGAGACAGUGAUUCAUCGUCUGACUCGCCCGCGCCGCCGUCCGUGCCCCGUCUUGAAGUGCACGACGAGGGCGGGGACCUCAUACAGCUGGACAGCCUCGUCAUACUCAGCCAACAACCCGAACAACCAGCGGUAGCUGAACCCCAGCCCGAGUCACCGGUUAAUGCGGCGCCAGAGUCGGAAUGGUCGGAGUCUUGUCGGGAUGUGUCGACGCUAGCACUAACAGAGACAGACCUGUCGGACUGGGCGGCCGAAAGCGCUAUGCUAGAAGACUGCGCGACUUACGACGGUAAAAAGGCAAAGUCAAGAAGCGCACCCAAAACGGUUCACGACGCGAAAAACAUAUCAGCUAUUACGUCCCACGUGUGUGGACGCACGUCCCCUCCGAAGCAACUAGUCGACUACGCGAAUGCGCUAGAACAUUUUCAGUUCGCGGACGAAGAAGAUCAAGACCCGUCGAUAGCGACGCCGCCGACGCCCAAGAACGAGGGCUAUAUGGAGCUGGUGGAUGAUGAUGAGCAUCCGUAUUCACCGGUCAACGACCGAUCCAUGAACUUUAUAGAAAGAAGCUUCUCCGAGACCAUCAUCGCCCCCCACGCCGACACCGCCCGCUUCAGACCCCACGAUGAAAUGGCGAAUAGCACCGAUAGUGAAUCUACGAUCACGAGGCUCGAGCGACCCACUGAGUUGAAAUCUCCGCAGCUUUUAGUCACAAUAGAAAGUUCUGGCAGCGAGAAAUCCAUAGAUAACAGUACAGUGAAUAAUGUUAACGAGAAUAAUAGUACAAGUAAGAUUGAGGAGGGUAAAGAGGUAGUUUCUCAGGCGAGUUCGUCUUUGAAGGAAGCGCAGACGCCAAGCGCAAGCGAACAGAAAAGCGAACAGACGAGCGAACCGGUGGCUGACGCGACGACCGCUGAACCUGUUCGCUCGGCAAGCGAUCACAGCGAGCGCUCCGAGCAAUCGCCGCCAGCCGACCGCAGCGUCCGCUCAAGCGAGCAAUGCAGUCGAUCAACAAGCGACGAGUUCGUCCGUUCGACCAGCGAACCACACACCCGAUCACCACUCAAACACACGUGCAAACUUUCCCAAUCAAGCUCGGCAUCGCCUCCUCUAGCUGCCACGCCGGAUAAGUCGCCGCUGCCGAUGCCCAUAGUGUUCUCUACCCUGAAGUUAUACACGCCGAUAUGUCGCUCGGCGUCUGAGACGUUCAGCCGCAGCCCGAGCCACAGUCUGGAGCUGUCCGUGUCGCUGAAUCUGAGCUCCGGAUCCGUCUCGCCCGAGUGUGCACGUGCCACUACACAUAAGGUGCAAGAGAUCAAGCGCGAGCGCGAAGAGCAGACAGAAGUGGUGCGACUAUUAGUGCUGGAGCGGUUGGGCGGGCGCGGGCGUCGGGGCGGGCGGCCGGCCCGGCAGCGCGCGCCCCCGCUGCCGCCGCCGCCGGUGCCGCCGCCGCCCGCGCUGCCGCCGCCGCCGCUGCCCGUCACGCCCUCCUUCUCAGACCCUGAGCUGGCCAGAGAAACUCGCAAAAAGAACAUUAUAAGAAGCCUCUCCAAUUACCUGAACCGCCGUCUUGGACCCCGGACCAAGUGGGUUUCCGAGCCAGACCUGUCACAAAACCAGGAGCCCCGCCCCGCCUCGUCCAGACCCCCGACGGCGCACAAGUCCUGCGGAGGGCUGGAGCAGGCGCCGCCCGUGCCCCCGCCCCCCGCCAGCUACUACCCCCCGGAGCCGUUGAGGGAACCGCCGCCGCGGCCGUCGGACGCCGUCGAACGAGACGCCAUGCAGCUGUGGUUCGAGGCUCGCUGGGCGCGCCUCAUGUCGCAGCGGCAGGAUGACCGCCGGCUGGCGCGGCUGGAACGCAGGCUGCGGCGACCGCUGUCAGCGGAGCAGCAGGCGGCGGCGGUGGCGGAGCUGGUGCAGGUCUCGGCACAAAGGGAGGCGCACGAGGCACUCAUGUCCGCUGACAGGAGGCGAUGUAUGACGAGCGGCAGUGCCUGCGAGUAGGCCGCGUCCCGGUCUCAACCCUGUAUGGAAAUGCUUCAGAAACUACCAAACACCACGCCAGAGCUUUCGUAAGUGCCCUUCGGAAAUCCGGAACCAAUUUUACUUUCGCCAAAACACAGUCAUCGAGGCAACAGGAAUUGAUUGAUAUAAAUAAUUGUUAACUGGUGAUUUAAACUUAAUAUUGCUGCUAAUAAUAUAUCAUCUAGUCCUUUGGAUUGUAGAGUUGUAAAGGUUGAGAUGAUAUUAGGGUAGGCAGGUUUGUUGUUAAACAUUUUCAAGUAGGCAGUUGUUAUGAUGUUACAUUCCUCAAUAUUAAAAAGGAAUAAUGUUUAAAAUUAAUAAAACAUUCAUUGAACUUAUCCUCUGUUAGCUGCUCCUCUGUACAGAAAUCUAAACGGAUUUAUUUAGGGAAAUUGUUUAAGAUUUUUCGCUGUCGUUUUCAAGUUACAAACGAAUUGUCAGGUGGAUUUGCUUCAAUCCACUCGCGAUGCGAUAGACUGUGUGGUCCCGUGUAGUUAAAAAGGCAAGGUUACAUUGUCACAAAUUAUUUUUAAGUAAUUGCUCCCAGUGCGAUCUGGAAUGUUUUUAAUUUACAACAUAGCGAAUUUUCCGCAAUAUUCUCGGUGUAGGUGCGACUGUCUCAUCUAUAAUAAGCUAAUGAGCGACAUAAACACACUAUUCUGGUUUCAGUGCUGAGUGAGCAUGAUUUAGUGUCUCGUUGGGAACAUUCCAGACUGCGCUCGGACUACAACGGUGUGCUAGUAAUGCCAAAUGUAUUAGUAUAUUGUAUUUAGACGGGCUCCUCCUGCCCAAUGACUUAUUUCGUAGGCUAAAAAUAUACUUAACAAAUCUAAGUUUAAAUGUUUAAAUAUACCUAUUAUGUCUUUUCGCUACUUCAUGUACUCAAGUGCGGGUCAAACUUGCACAUAAGCUUCUUAUGUAAGGUUUACUGACAUUUAUAUUACUAUAAAACAUAUAGUGAACAUUGACUUCUACUGGGUAUCAUUUAGGGUAAGACAAGUAUUAGCCUAAAAUCAUUAUUUUUGUAUGCGAUGAGGAAAGAGGGUUGUAAAGAUUAAAUGAAUUUAAAAGUGAUUGCGGUCUAGCUUUCUGCUAUUUAGUUUUUAUAUACUAUGCGAGUAAAUAGUCUUCUAAAGAUUUCUUACCGAGAGUUGAGGUGAACACUAGAUUUAUCACGCAUUCUGAGGGUAGAUUGUUACGCGUUGACUCUAGUCGUACAUAUAUUUAUGCUACACUUGUAAUAUUUCUUCCCGUACAAACAUGCUAAAUCUAGUAGUUGUUAAUAAUCAUCUUAGUUUGUACAGUAAGUAGGCUAUCGUUCAAAUAUCCGGACACUCUUCUGGUUGCAACUUACAACGAUGAUUCGAUCUGUCGGAGAUACCUUACAGUAUAUUUCAAGGAGUGUUCGCCUGUAAAGACCUGUGAAAUGCCGUCCCAAAUGAAAUAUGUACGACUCAUAUUUAAAUCCCAGUAUUCAUAUAUCUGAUGAUUAUCUGAUAUUAUCUGACAUAGCAGGCCCAGUAUUCAUGAGUAAGUAGACUGUUCCAUCAGUCUCACAGCCCAGUGAGACAAGAGUGGGGUUCUUAUGAAGAAAGUUUGUUAAGCAAACACCUUAAAGGACACCCUCUGGGAAAGCCGAAUGCAAAAAAUAUUGUGUUUUUCUCUGGCUACUAAAGCAAUAAAUUUUGUAUCAAAUAUAUUUUUAUAUCAAAAUUAAACGGGUCCUAUUAGGUUUAGCAAAUAUGUAUGUAGCAAUAAUAAGCUGCCGAGGCCAGCCCGCGCUUACCACAGUAGUGACUGAAGAAUCUUCCAAGUUUAGUGGUUAAAGAUAAAUAAUAUAUAUUUUGUGUUGCUAUGUUUACACGCCCCCCCAAAAUUACACUAAAAUGUAUAUAUAACAUGUAGCUGUAGUAUAGCGUAGCGAUAAAUUGUUGACACAUCUCUUGACCUGCAAAAGUUAAUUCUAUUUCAAUAGACGAAGAGUUAUAGCCACAGUUUAUACGCUUAUGAAUAGAUGUUGUACAAAUCGUUUAUUAGGUACAUUAUGUACAGUAGGUAGUUGACAGAAGUGCACUUUAAUAUCUGGAAUAAUGUUCCUGAAAUUAUUUUUGUAAGAAACUUUUUGUGAGUAAAUAAUGUUUGCCUCAACUCUCGCUAAUAUAUAUAAGUUAGACAACUUUUAUAUUAUAUAUUCUAAUCAGGUGAGGAACCAGACAUCAAAAUAUGGGAUGAGCAAGGAUAAUUAAACUAAAACUAAAGACCAAGUUGGAUUUCGAACUAGCUUAUGAGUCCCGACUCAUUGUGCAUUUCUACAAAGCCUAUUGAACUCCAACUUGCACUUGGCCGAUUUUGAAGUGAUUAGACUUGCUCAUCACCUAUUUUGAGGUCUGGAUCCACUCCUAAAGCCGAUUCAAUGGCACAUGAUAGACAAAAAGAGUAUGUAUGAAUUAUGACUUAUUUACUUGCUUCUAUAUUCUAUACCAUUAUAAUAUAAAAUUUGUGUUAUUGGUAUAUAUUUUCUCUUCGGAGAGACUAGGAAAGUGGUUCUAUGGCGAUUUCGAAAACCCCAAGUUUAUUUCAAUACUUUUUACAUAGAAUCAUAUUUUUGCAUGCACAAGACUAUCAUUUAGAUAAAAUAUACUUACUUCUUAGUUAAAACUUAAGCUAUGAAAUAUUAUAGAAACCGAUCGGUUGUUCAGUAUUUUUGUUUUGUAAUACUCAAUAUUUUUUAUACUUACACGUAAUCAUGUUGAUUUGUAAGCUCUUUACUAUUUUUUUGUUUAAAGGUGUGUUUUUUCUAAAUUACUCUAAGCAUUAACUUAAGUAAGAAUGUAUUAAGACGAGUUCUAUUAUUUUUGUAAAAGGAUAACAAUUUAUAAAAUCUGUUAUAUCGCCUACUUGGCUUCCGGCUAACUAACUUGCAUUAAAGUAAAUAUACUAGUACCUGAGUUAAAAGCAGAUAUCUAGUGAACUAGCCGUGCCAUGAUGCCGCCACGGCACUCAUAGUACAAUACAACAGUCAGUCUGCUCUCAAAUAUAAUAACAUUAACUAUAGCGUAAACGAAGUCGAGGUAUAGCGGCGAGUGAGAAUGCUAUGUUUUAAAUACCUACCUGAAAUAUUUACUUAUAUAACACUAACCAAGUAAUAUGGCACAAGACUUCGUACGAGUUCUUACAUGAACAGUUUGAAUGAUGCUAUCGAAAAGAUUUUUACUUUCAAGAAAAUCCGCAGUAGUAGCCCAUCUUAUAUAAAUGCAGCUGUUACAAUUUGUCUAGUAGUAUUUUGUUAUCUUUAUCAUAAUGAAACAUAUUAUAUCGACUUUAUAGUUAUAAAAAUAAAAGUUAACAUUGUAAGUAGACUGUAGUGUGUCUUAAAUUACACCUCUAGUUUGCGUCGCCACCGUCGCGGCAAACUGCGUCAACAAAUUAUUGUUUAAAGGUUUUUUUAUUAUUUUGUUUUGAUUCUAACAAGUUUAUGUUAUUGAAAGUGUAAACAGCAGUUAUAUUUACGCUGUAUAUUAUUUCGGGAUUAAGUGGUUUUUUUAAGUUUAUAGUUAACAUUUGAGAUUAUAUUUAGAUGCAAUGUGUUACACAAAGCUAUGUACCUCUUUUUGUAUGCGUAAUUCAACCUAGAAGAACUAAUAUAAUAAAUCAUAAAUUGAA
Molecule: messenger RNA, 10772 nt
Organism: Plutella xylostella (diamondback moth)
Lineage: Eukaryota; Metazoa; Arthropoda; Insecta; Lepidoptera; Plutellidae
Gene: Mical
Product: Molecule interacting with CasL
Source: RefSeq, a predicted model, not a curated record